Molecule: messenger RNA, 2626 nt
Organism: Theobroma umbraticum
Lineage: Eukaryota; Viridiplantae; Streptophyta; Magnoliopsida; Malvales; Malvaceae
Product: casein kinase 1-like protein 3
Biological process (GO): protein phosphorylation
Molecular function (GO): protein kinase activity; ATP binding
Source: RefSeq, a predicted model, not a curated record
AUUUGAGGAAAAAAGUGUAAUAAUCAAAUUUAAAUGACAACCCCAUUGCUUCUCUAAAUUUCAAAAUUCUACCCUGUUGUAUUGGCCAAAAUCUAAUUAUCUCCCUGUCAUUCUUUAAAAUUUCAGACCGCUCACCCAAACCUUUUUUCCCGUUCCCGACUUCCUUUCCCUCUCGUCAUCUCUGUUGAAAAUCAAUUCUUCAAAAUUCAUCAAAUUCGCCAAAACGCCCUUCGCAGAAAGUCACCGCUUCCCCUCGUUCACCUCAUUCCGUCGAUCCCUAAAAAUCUCGGUUUUCUUCAUCAAUUUCUCAAUCGCGGGCCCUAAUUUUCUCUCUCUUUCCCGAAUCCAACCACAAAUCGACUGAUCCUCGGGAAAGUGAGAGAAACAGGGAGAGGAAGAAAUCCGGCUGAUAUAUGGAGAGGAUCGUCGGAGAGAAGUACAAGCUAGGUCGCAAAAUCGGAAGCGGAUCGUUCGGUGAAAUCUUUCUCGCUACUCAUAUUGACACAGGUGAAACUCUCGCGGUAAAGAUUGAAAACAGGCAGACAAAACAUCCACAAUUGCUAUAUGAAGCCAAGCUAUAUAAUAUUCUUCAAGGAGGAAGUGGUAUUGCACAUAUAAAGUGGUGUGGAGUAAAUGGGGAAGAUAAUGUGCUUGUUCUUGACUUGCUGGGACCAAGUCUGGAAGACUUGUUUGUCUAUUGCGGGAGAAAAUUUUCAUUAAAAACAGUCUUAAUGUUGGCUGAUCAAAUGAUUGCAAGAAUAGAAUUUAUGCAUGCUAAGGGGUUUCUGCAUAGAGACAUCAAACCAGAUAAUUUCCUCAUGGGUCUUGGCAGAAAAGCGAAUCAGGUCUACAUCAUUGACUUUGGUCUUGCCAAAAGAUAUCGUGAUCCCACCACUAAUCGCCAUAUUCCUUACAGGGAGAAUAAAAAUUUAACAGGGACUGCACGGUAUGCAAGUUGUAAUACUCAUCUUGGAAUUGAGCAAAGCCGUCGAGAUGAUUUAGAAUCGCUUGGCUAUGUUCUUUUGUAUUUCUUGAGAGGAAGCCUUCCUUGGCAGGGACUAAAAGCUGCUACAAAGAAGCAGAAGUAUGAUAAAAUAUGUGAGAAGAAGUUAUCAACACCCAUAGAGGUCUUGUGCAAGUCACACCCUGUGGAGUUUGCAUCAUACUUUCAUUAUUGCCACUCUUUAACAUUUGAUCAGAGGCCUGAUUAUGGAUUCUUGAAGCGCUUGUUUCAAGAUUUGUUUACUCGAGAAGGAUAUGAGUUUGAUUACAUAUUUGACUGGACCAUACUAAAGUACCAGCAGACACAAAGGACAAAGACACAUCUUCAAUCAUCUGAUUUGCAGCCUUUUUCCGGGACAAGUAACAGUCAAGCAACGCCUAUGGAUAAGCUUAAAGGAAUCAAGGAUGCUUCUUAUUCAGGUGAAGCUAUGGAGCACAGAGGACCACGUAACCUUGGUCGUCCAGACGUUCGUAUGCAGUUUAGACCUUCAGUUGGUCGAAAUAUGAGUGAGAAACAUAUGGGGAGCAGUUCCGUAAUGCCAUCCACUUCAUUUGCUCUGCCUGGUUCCUUGAAAAAAAAUCUGCCAAAAGCAGAGGGGCCAACUGAAGCUACAAAUAAUGGCCGUGGGGCCAACAAGACUGGUGCUUCAAGCAGCUGGAUGCCAUCAUUUCACAGAAUAUCUUCAGCUAAGUGAUUGGGAACCAAGAACUGGUGUUGCAAGUGUCAUAAAGUUUGGACAUUGGAUAGCUCAAGAUCUUUGCUGAGAGAUGGCAGAUUGUGUUAUCUGCUUUCGACAAGGUGGUCAUGAGAGAACAAAUGUGUGGGAUUGGGCUGGGAUCUGGUCCAUCAAAGCCUGGUUUUUUCUGCAUGCAUAGAUGGGGAGAAUGGUUAAGCCGGUUUCAUGUUUAAUUGUUCGAUGAAUGAUGUGUAAAGUGUUUUCUCCAUUCUUCUGUUAAUAGAUGAUAAGGUUUCAUUUGUGGAUACAGUUGUUUUGACCUUGUAUCUCAUUUAAUUCAGGAUGCAUUUGCUUUCUUUUCUCAUUGCUUCAUAAUUUGGAUGAAAGCCCUUGAUGUUUACCUGGAUCAAUUUGAAUCUAGGUGCCUGCGUUCACCAGAAUCUGAAAAAGUACUGUAAUCUAUUGUUUCAGUGGUGGAUAUGAGAAGAGUUUAAUUGAUCAAUAGCUGUCACUGCUAAUAUUGAAGUGAUAUGAAGAUAGUUUUGUAAUUAUCCAUUUGGGGUAUGGAUCUUGGAGGUUCAUACCUUAGAGAAUUGAGGUCAAAGGAGAAAGGGCCAUGCUGAGAGCCAUGGCACGUAUUAUAAGAUGGAAACUUAAGCAGUCAAGGUUCCCCGAGUAUUAGGUAGCAUGCUUGCGUUGAAUUCCACCAAGGUACCGUGGAAGUUCAACAAUGUUUUCCCCAAAUCAAGAAGUCCACAAGUUUGAACCUGAGUUCUACCCUUUCUUGGUUAUUUUUCGUCCAUUAAAAACUAGACGUUGAUAAAAUCAAUGUUUGUCGUCUGAUUUCAGUGCCUGGAUGCGCUGUAUUUCCCAGCAAAAGAAUCAUUGACUUGGCUCCAUUUUAUAACUAUUUCCCAAGUCAUGAAGGCAUUUGAAGAUUUUUGUUU